This is a messenger RNA of Effrenium voratum, 351 nucleotides long. Lineage: Eukaryota; Dinophyceae; Suessiales; Symbiodiniaceae. The record is from the annotation of a GenBank genome assembly.
AUGAAGGCUAUGAAGGCUAUGAAGGCUAUGAAGAAGGCUAUGAAGGCUAUGAAGAUUUCCAAGAUCGCCAAGGGAAAGCGCGCAAAAGUCUCGGUCUUCAAGGGCUACAAGGAGAAGACCUCGAGCGGAAUGACCAAAGACAAGCUGACGCUGAACAAGAAUGGCCGAGUGGUGUCCAAGGCCCAGUCCGCGCUGGCGAAGAAGCGGAACUCGCUGGGGAAGUGGAACAAGGCGGUCUCAGAAGCCCGCAAGGCCUUGGGGAUCAAGGGCUUCUGUGCCGUUGGCGGCAAAACGAAUCAGGGCAAAGCCUUGUACGUCAAGGCGAAGUCCCUCUAUGCCGAAGCCAGCUGA